Messenger RNA from Nerophis lumbriciformis (worm pipefish), 1951 nucleotides. Lineage: Eukaryota; Metazoa; Chordata; Actinopteri; Syngnathiformes; Syngnathidae. The record is from RefSeq and is a predicted model, not a curated record.
AUGGCAGAGUACAAAGAGGAACUUUCUCGGACAAAAGAAGAGAACAAGAGACUACACGUCUGUGAAAAAUAUCGUCCACCUGAGCAGCAGGAGGGGUCCUCCAGUGUGGAGCAGAAGAGGUCACAGCACUUCCACGUGAAAGAAGAGGAGCCACAGCCCCCCUACAUUAAAGAUGAAGAAAAACAGCGGCUGUCCCCCCACUUCAUAGAGGAAGACAAGAGACACCUCAUCAGUGUGAAGAACGUCUGUGAAAAAUAUCGUCCACCUGAGCAGCAGGAGGGGUCCUCCAGUGUGGAGCAGAAGAGGUCACAGCACUUCCACGUGAAAGAAGAGGAGCCACAGCCCCCCCACAUUAAAGAUGAAGAAAAACAGCGGCUGUCCCACCACUUCAUAGAGGAAGACAAGAGACACCUCAUCAGUGUGAAGAGUGAAGAUGAUGAGGUCAAAGUUGAAAGUGAGGAGCCUCCAAGCAGCAGCUCAACUCAACACAUGACAACAGAAGCUGAUGGAGACCACUGUGGAGGAUCACAAGCAGACAAGCUCUUAGCUCCACUAUCAGAUAGUGAGGACACAACGUCACACUCUCCUGACACUGAUGAUGAAGACUCUAAAGAUGAUAAGACAUGUCACACUGACAACACACACUUCACAUGUUCUCACUGUGACAAAACCUUUAAAUACCAUUGUCGUCUAAAAAUACACAUGAGAACACACACUGGAGAAAAACCUUUUUCCUGCUCAGAAUGUGGUAAAAGUUUUGUAUCAAAUCAAAGUUUAAAAAUACACAUGAGUACACACACUGGUGAAAAACCCUUUUCCUGCUCAGAAUGUGGUAAAAGUUUUUCACUAAGUCGCAAUUUAAAAGAACACAUGAGAAUACACACUGGAGAAAAACCUUUUUCGUGUUCAGUCUGCAAUAAAUAUUUUACUCUCAGGCCCAAUCUAAAAACACACAUGAGAACACACACUGGAGACAAACCUUUUUCCUGCUCAGUCUGUAGUAAAAGUUUUAUACAAGGACAUCAAUUGAAAGCACACAUGAGAACACACUCUGGUGAAAAACCAUACACCUGUUCAAGCUGCAUCAAAAGCUUUCGUCUCCUAAACACUCUUAAAGUACACAUGAGAACACACACAGGAGAGAAAGUGUUGAGUUGCAGUGUGUGUGGUGAAAGAUUCUCCUAUAAGUACCAGUGUAAGAAACACAAGUGUGCUGGUGAGAACAGCAGCAGCACAUGAAGAUGCAGGAUUUGAAAUAAACUUUCUAACACCAUCAGCACAUAUAACAUGUGUGACAUCAUUGUUGUGUGUGUAACACAAUCUUGUUAUUAUGCUUAUAACAUAUAUAGAGUAAAUACUUCAGAUUAGUGCUUUUAUUUCAGUCAAGUGCAUGAGUUAAUAUACACAUUUGUGUACUUUAAAAUGAACAGAACAAUUUGACUGAAAAGGUGAGAAUAAACAGUACAUAAAAUAUGUUACAUACAAUAAACAUUUUAUGUGUAGAUAUUCAUAAUUCACUUUUAUACUUAUACAUAAUAGUGUUUUAUGUGUGUUUUUAAAUAAUGAAGUGUUACAUAUUUUAUUUUCUAAUUCUAGAUUAUUCCAUAGAUGAACUCCUUUAUAUGAUAUACACAUUUGUUUUAUAUGUGUUCAUACCUUUGCUUUUGAGUACACAUAAAUCCCUCUUAGUUCAUAUUUACUGGUUCACAUCUGAAACAUCUUCUGGACCACUUCUGGAAGCAUAUUAUUAUUUACUUUAUACAUCAUUUGAGCAGUUGUCUUUUUUACAAUUUUAAAAUGUGUGACUUUAUGAAUCAUUUGUUGGGUCUUUAUAAUCCAUUCUAUUAAUUGUCUUUAUUACUCUCUUGUGUGAUAUGAAUAUUGUUGUGUGAUUGUUUUAUAUGUAUGUCCCCAGACCUUUAUGCAAUAAACAAUGUAUGCUUCAACUAAA